Molecule: messenger RNA, 1688 nt
Organism: Folsomia candida
Lineage: Eukaryota; Metazoa; Arthropoda; Collembola; Entomobryomorpha; Isotomidae
Product: peptidyl-prolyl cis-trans isomerase 6
Exons: 2
Coding region: 131-757 (208 amino acids)
Biological process (GO): protein folding; protein peptidyl-prolyl isomerization
Cellular component (GO): intracellular membrane-bounded organelle
Molecular function (GO): peptidyl-prolyl cis-trans isomerase activity
Source: RefSeq, a predicted model, not a curated record
CGUGCCGUUUAUGAACUCACUGGUGAGCAAUCUCAUAAUAAAUUCUAACUUUGAAUUUUAUUAGCUCAAAUAUUUAGUGCAAUUCAUAUCUGAUAUUUUCGACUUGUGGGAGGUAGUCACAAAACAAAAGAUGAAUUACUGCGCUGUGCUUAUCUUAUUUUGUGUUCAAACAAUUUUGGCCACACAAGAGAAUACUACAUUAACUGUUACGGAUAAAAUAUGGCUGGACAUUGAAAUAGAAGGAAACCCAAUCGGUAGAAUUGAGAUUGGAGUGUUUGGUGAAAUUGUUCCAAAGACGGCAAAGAAUUUUGUCACGCUGUGUGAGCGGGGGGAAGGUCAAGGGUACAAAGGUUCAAAAUUUCACCGAGUAAUAAAAAAGUUCAUGAUCCAAGGAGGAGACUUCACCAAAGGGGAUGGCACUGGGGGACGAAGCAUUUUUGAAGAUAAAAGUGACUACACUUUCGAAGAUGAAAACUUUAUUCUGGAAUUUGACCGUGGAGAUGGGUGGCUGGCGAUGGCAAAUUCUGGGAAAGAUACGAAUAGAUCGCAGUUCUUUAUCACGACGGUUAAAACACCGCAUUUAAAUGGGAAGCACGUCAUCCUUGGGAAAGUGUUGAAGGGUAUGAAAGUGGUGAAACAAAUUGAGACAACGCCAGCCUCACACAACGUCCCAUUGAAAGAUGUCAUAAUUGCUGAUUGUGGUCAUGAGGUUGUGGAACCAAGAUUUUCCGCAAAUUUUGACGAUGUUCAGGAUUGAAGCAUAAAUAUGUAGUGUUAUUUGUAAAUAUUUCUAAUUAGUUUAAAAGUCAUUCCAAUAUCACAACUGAGAUUGGCAUAUUGUUCUAUAUUGAAUUUUCGUAACUACUGAACAUGUGUACGUUGUCUCAGACAUUAAGUUAUCGUGCAAGUGUUUAAUUAUUAAUUUUAAUCCCUACAUUAUGAGCCUGAUUCUAACUACGAGCAUAUUCUUAACCCAGUUUCCUAGUACUAGAUUGAUCCUAGUCCUUCCGAAAAUGGUCAUUCCUUUCCGUGCUGGAGGUCAUGAUCAAGGAAACCUUGAAUUCUUUAGUGAUGGAGAAAGUAUAUUUUAUCUUCCAACACAUUGGAUGGGUUUCAAAUUUCAAUGGUCAAUAGUGGCAAAAACGCAAACCGUUCAGAGAAGAAAAUCAAGUUUUAUUAACCGAGAAACGUCGUAUUUGGAAAAGUUUUGAAAUGAGUUAAUGCAGUUCGGAAAUUGAAUCGUGUCCUGUUAACAAGAAGAAGUGCUCCUUGAAAGCGUGGUUAGAUUGUGGCCAUCAUCCUGUUCCUGAACCAUUCUCCGCAACAUUAGACGGCAACAGACUAGGGCUUAUUUUACCAUAAAUUUUUCACAUUUUUAAACAUUAUGUAUCAAUUACGAAUGCACUAAAUGUAUACAAAAUGUGUUGUAAUAACGUUAUAAAAUGUCGCAAAUCAAUUUAUCUAAACAUCAAUUCACAGCGAUUUUCACUAAUAGGUUAAGGAUCAGCAACUGAAGUUGAUUAUCUUAAACUAUAUCUGCCAAAUUGCACUUUCUUGAACGAAGAUGAGGACGGGAUUCAAAUGUCCUUUAAAGAAUUAACGUUGUUUUAUUUUUAUAUAUAUACAUCUCCUUACUCACCCCUAUAGAUGUCGAGGGGAUGGGGAUCACUCAUUUCUGAAUAAUAAAG